Molecule: messenger RNA, 408 nt
Organism: Batrachochytrium dendrobatidis JAM81
Lineage: Eukaryota; Fungi; Chytridiomycota; Chytridiomycetes; Rhizophydiales
Exons: 4
Coding region: 1-408 (135 amino acids)
Cellular component (GO): membrane; endoplasmic reticulum
Molecular function (GO): protein-macromolecule adaptor activity
Source: RefSeq, a predicted model, not a curated record
AUGUUUGCUUCUACGCUUUUGCCUGCUGGAAAUCUGCCAAAAAUCAUUGCGUUUGUUGGAAUUCUUGCUGUUUACAAUGGCUUGCAAUGCUUUGUUCCGUCCAUGAGAAUGACUCCUCGAAUUUACUCCAAACAGCCUGCUCAAGUAACACCAUUGAUGAGUCGCAUGAUGGGAACUUGGACAAUCACAUCCGCUAUAGUUCGUCUUUAUACUGCGUAUAAUAUGAAUGAUCGAUCUGCAUACCAUAUGUGUAUGUGGACUUAUGUCAUUGCGUUGUCUAGCUUUUCUUUGGAAGUAUUUGUUUAUCGUACUGCACCAUUGUCAUCGCCAGGUGUUUUUCCAGCAAUGAUCAUUUCAUCUGGACUUUUGGUUUCCAUGUUUUCAUACUAUUCAUUUUAUAUUUUGUGA